Anisakis simplex (herring worm) is the source of this 198-nucleotide messenger RNA. Lineage: Eukaryota; Metazoa; Nematoda; Chromadorea; Rhabditida; Anisakidae. The record is from the annotation of a GenBank genome assembly.
AUGAUGGAUUCGACAUCGUCAGAGGGCUUUCAAAAAGCAUCGAAUUCAGGGUCAUCAUCACUGACAUCACCGAGUAAUGCGAAUAACCGUGAUGCCGAGAACAUGGCUGUCGUUGAGUCGUCUCCUCAGAAACAAAUCUCUGAUCCGAGCGCCCUCAUAGCUGCGGUAUUCCAUCAAUUUAAUAUCGCUUCUAUCUAA